Molecule: messenger RNA, 2804 nt
Organism: Cynocephalus volans (Philippine flying lemur)
Lineage: Eukaryota; Metazoa; Chordata; Mammalia; Dermoptera; Cynocephalidae
Gene: TYRO3
Product: TYRO3 protein tyrosine kinase
Exons: 19
Coding region: 16-2697 (893 amino acids)
Biological process (GO): positive regulation of kinase activity; cell migration; cell surface receptor protein tyrosine kinase signaling pathway
Cellular component (GO): plasma membrane; signaling receptor complex
Molecular function (GO): ATP binding; protein binding; transmembrane receptor protein tyrosine kinase activity
Source: RefSeq, a predicted model, not a curated record
GCGGCGUCGCUGCCGAUGGCGCUGAGGCGGAGCAUGGGGCGGCCGGGGCUCCCGCCGCUGCUGCUGCUGCCGCCGCCGCCGCCGCCGCCGCCUCUGCUGCUGCUGGCGGGUCUGGCCUCUCUGCUGCUCCCGGAGUCCGCGGCCGCAGGCCUGAAGCUCAUGGGAGCCCCGGUGAAGCUGACGGUAUCUCAGGGGCAGCCGGUGAAGCUCAACUGCAGCGUGGAAGGGAUGGAGGAGCCUGAGAUACAGUGGGUGAAGGAUGGGGCUGUGGUCCAGAGUGUGGACCAGUUGUACAUCCCGGUCAGUGAGCAGCACUGGAUUGGCUUCCUCAGCCUGAAGUCAGUGGAGCGCUCUGAUGCAGGCCGGUACUGGUGCCAGGUGGAGGAUGGGGGAGAAACCGAGACCUCCCAGCCAGUGUGGCUCACAGUAGAAGGUGUGCCAUUUUUCACUGUGGAGCCAAAAGAUCUGGCAGUUCCACCCAAUGCCCCUUUCCAACUGUCUUGUGAGGCUGUGGGUCCCCCUGAACCUGUUACCAUUGUCUGGUGGAGAGGAGGCACGAAGGUUGGGGGACCCGCUCCCUCUCCCUCUGUUUUAAAUGUAACAGGGGUGACCCAGAGCACCAUAUUCUCCUGUGAAGCUCACAACCUGAAAGGCCUGGCCUCUUCGCGCCCAGCCACUGUUCGUCUUCAAGCACUGCCUGCAGCCCCCUUCAACAUCACAGUGACGAAGCUCUCCAGCAACAAUGCUAGUGUGGCCUGGAUGCCAGGUGCUGAUGGCCGAGCCCUGCUCCAAUCCUGUACAGUCCAGGUGAUGCAGGCCCCAGGAGGCUGGGAGGUCCUGGCUGUCGUGGUCCCUGUGCCACCCUUUACCUGCCUGCUCCGGGACCUGGUGCCUGCCACAAACUACAGCCUCAGGGUGCGCUGCGCCAAUGCCUUGGGGCCCUCUCCCUAUGCUGACUGGGUGCCCUUUCAGACAAAGGGUGUAGCUCCAGCCAGCACUCCCCAAAACCUUCAUGCCAUUCGUACAGACUCAGGCCUCAUCCUGGAAUGGGAAGAAGUGAUCCCCGAGGGCCCUUUGGAAGGCCCCCUGGGACCCUAUAAAUUGUCUUUGGUUCAAGACAAUGGAACUCAGGAUGAGCUGACAGUGGAGGGGACCAGGGCUAAUUUAACAGGCUGGGAUCCCCAGAAGGACCUGAUUGUACGUGUGUGCGUCUCCAAUGCAGUUGGUUGUGGGCCCUGGAGUCAGCCAUUGGUGGUCUCUUCUCAUGACCAUGCAGGCCAGCAGGGCCCUCCCCACAGCCGCACAUCCUGGGUGCCUGUGGUCCUGGGUGUGCUCACAGCCCUGGUGACGGCAGCUGCCCUGGCCCUCAUCCUACUUCGAAAGAGGCGGAAGGAGACACGGUUUGGGCAAGCCUUCGACAGUGUCAUGGCCCGGGGAGAGCCAGCUGUUCACUUCCGGGCAGCCAGGUCCUUCAAUCGAGAAAGGCCUGAGCGCAUCGAGGCUACAUUGGACAGCUUGGGCAUCAGUGAUGAACUAAAGGACAAACUGGAAGAUGUGCUCAUCCCAGAGCAGCAGUUCACCCUGGGCCGGAUGUUGGGCAAAGGAGAGUUUGGUUCAGUGCGGGAAGCCCAGCUUAAGCAGGAAGAUGGCUCCUUUGUGAAAGUGGCUGUAAAGAUGCUGAAAGCUGACAUCAUUGCCUCAAGCGACAUUGAGGAGUUCCUGAGGGAAGCAGCUUGCAUGAAGGAGUUUGACCAUCCACACGUGGCCAAGCUUGUUGGGGUGAGCCUCCGGAGCAGGGCUAAAGGCCGCCUCCCAAUCCCUAUGGUCAUCUUGCCCUUCAUGAAGCAUGGGGACCUGCACGCCUUCCUGCUCGCCUCGCGAAUUGGGGAGAACCCCUUUAACCUGCCACUCCAGACUCUGAUCCGGUUCAUGGUGGACAUUGCCUGUGGCAUGGAGUACCUGAGCUCUCGGAACUUCAUCCACCGAGACCUGGCCGCUCGGAAUUGCAUGCUGGCAGAGGAUAUGACAGUGUGUGUGGCUGACUUUGGACUCUCCCGGAAGAUCUAUAGCGGGGACUACUAUCGUCAGGGCUGUGCCUCCAAAUUGCCUGUCAAAUGGCUGGCCCUGGAGAGCCUGGCUGACAACCUGUAUACUGUGCACAGUGAUGUGUGGGCCUUCGGGGUGACCAUGUGGGAGAUCAUGACUCGUGGGCAGACGCCAUAUGCUGGCAUCGAAAACGCUGAGAUUUACAACUACCUCAUCGGCGGGAACCGCCUGAAACAGCCUCCAGAGUGUAUGGAAGACGUGUAUGAGCUCAUGUACCAGUGCUGGAGCGCCGACCCCAAGCAGCGCCCGAGCUUCACAUGCCUGCGAAUGGAACUGGAGAACAUCCUGGGCCACCUGUCUGUCCUGUCCACCAGCCAGGACCCCUUGUACAUCAACAUUGAGAGAGCAGAGGAGCCUGCUGAGGGAGGCAGCCUGGUGUUGCCCAGCAGGGACUGGCCAAGCAGCAGGGCCGGGGAUGGCAGUGUCAUGGGGGCAGUGGGGGGCACCCCCAGUGACUAUCGGUACAUUCUCAGCCCUGGAGGACUGGCUGAGCAGCCUGGGCAGGCAGAGCAGCAGCCAGAGAGCCCCCUCAAUGAGGCACAGAGGCUGCUGCUGCUGCAGCAAGGGCUACUACCCCACAGUAGCUGUUAGCCCACAGGCAGAGGGCAUCUGGGGCCAUCUGGCUGUCUCUGCUGGCCUCUGUGCUGGCUGACCAAGCCCGUUCUGACCCCAGCCCAGGCAGCAAGGUGUGGAGGCUC